This is a messenger RNA of Coffea arabica (coffee), 1345 nucleotides long. Its product is annotated as calmodulin-like protein 3. The record is from RefSeq and is a predicted model, not a curated record. NCBI's taxonomy places the organism in Eukaryota, Viridiplantae, Streptophyta, Magnoliopsida, Gentianales, Rubiaceae. Gene Ontology annotation, molecular function: calcium ion binding.
UAAUGCUCCAAUACUUAAAUCCAUAAUUUCCUCCAUGCCCAAAAUUCGCUUCUCCAACCGAGGCCAUAUCGUCUUCUUUUUGGACUUCCUUCUUUCUCAUUUUUCUUCUUCUUCCGCCCGUCUUCUCUGUCAUACUAGUUCAACAAUACAGUAGUAUUUUCUUCUGUUGCAUCCAAAUUGAAGAAGAAACAGAAGAAGAAAGAAGAUGUGGACUGCUAUCUUGCUAUUAGUGCUUCUUUUCGUUGCUGGUUUGAUCAGUACAAACUUCAAUAGAAAGAAGUUUCUUGCAUGGUUUCAAUCUUAUUGUGCUAAAAUCAGAAACCCUUCUUCGCAUGCAGCAAACAGCUUUGACUUUUUGGAGACAAAGUCUGGCAAGAAAGUGGAUAAAAGAAGAAGUGCUGAUAACAAGAAGGUUCAGCUAGGAAGUAUUUUUGCUACUUUUGACAAGAACAAUGACGGAUACAUCACAAAGCAAGAGCUAAAAGAUUCACUUAACAAUAUUGGGAUGGGCAUGACUGAGAGUGAUAUUGCAGAUAUGGUUAGAAGGGUUGAUUCGAAUGGGGAUGGAUUGAUUGAUCUUGAAGAGUUCUGUGAGUCUUUUGAUUCGUUGAUCGGUAGAGGAGAAAUGAACGAGGAAGAACAGGAGAGAGACGUCACUGAUGAUGAGGAUGAGGAGGUGAGUAGGGAGGAUGAAUUGAAGGAGGCUUUUGCUGUUUUUGAUGGAAAUAAAGAUGGGUUGAUAACGGUGGAAGAACUGGGGCUGGUCUUGUCCUCCUUGGGGUUUAAAGAGGGGAAGAAGUUGGAAGAUUGUAUAGAGAUGAUUAGAAAAGUAGACGUGGAUGGAGAUGGCAUGGUUAAUUUUGACGAGUUCAAGAGGAUGAUGAAAGCUGGUCAUCGGCUUCUUCCAGCUUCCUGAAGAAUGAGUCUUUUUGCUUCUGUUCUUUCUCCUAAAUCCAUCAAGGUUAGGAAAGAAUUUUAACUUUGUUCAAUCACUCAACUGCAAUACCCCUCCUUUUCUUCUCAAGACUGUACAGGUAAUUGGACGUAUAUCAUCCUCCUUACGGUUAGGUUUUAGCACUAGCGCUUAGGCUUCUAGCAAUACCUACUGCCGAGUUUGCUGUUUGAAACAUAGGUGAAGAAUCAAGUUUAGCAAACACAUGGCAGUUGGAUGGAUCACCAUUGAAGUCUCUGCUUCUCCUGUCUAUCCAGAUUCGAAAGUUUUUCCUUUCUGCUGAAACACUGACUGUCUGUCCAAGUCAUGGUUUUAAUUCACAUCUGAUAUCUGUAAAUUCUUUGUUUCUUUGGCUGAUGUUGGCGGUUUACUACCAUUACAAAUAAGCUAAAA